Molecule: messenger RNA, 702 nt
Organism: Symsagittifera roscoffensis
Lineage: Eukaryota; Metazoa; Xenacoelomorpha; Acoela; Convolutidae
Exons: 2
Coding region: 44-481 (145 amino acids)
Biological process (GO): mitochondrial ATP transmembrane transport; mitochondrial ADP transmembrane transport; negative regulation of mitochondrial outer membrane permeabilization involved in apoptotic signaling pathway
Cellular component (GO): mitochondrial inner membrane
Molecular function (GO): ATP:ADP antiporter activity
Source: RefSeq, a predicted model, not a curated record
AACGUUGAACGUAUUUUAGGGUGGUGAGAGGCAGUUCAACGGCAUGGUAGAUGUGUACAGAAAGACCUUCGCCUCUGACGGAAUCGGAGGUCUGUACCGAGGCUUCGUGAUUUCAUGUGUAGGAAUCUUCGUUUACAGAGGAUUCUACUUCGGAAUGUACGAUACCCUGAAGCCCAUCUUCCUGGGAGAGAAUGCCAACCUGUUCCUGUCAUUCUGUCUGGGAUACGGAGUCACAGUUACUGCCGGACUCAUCUCAUACCCCAUCGAUACCAUCAGAAGGCGAAUGAUGAUGACAUCAGGACAAGCUGUGAAAUACAAGGGAGCCAUCGACUGUGCCAUGGUGAUCAUGAAGAAUGAGGGAUUCAUGUCGAUGAUGAAGGGAGCCGGAGCUAAUAUCCUGCGAGGAGUAGCGGGUGCUGGUGUGUUGGCUGGAUUCGAUAAGUUCAAGCAGGUCUACAUGGUCUGGCGAUUCGGAAACUAGACUAGAGAAGCCUUCCCCGCAUCCACACAAACUGGAAAUAGCACAUCGUUUAUAUCAAUAAUGAAAAUUAACUGAGGACCAUACAGAACUAUGUACAGCAGCUAACAAUAUGAACAUUUUUGAUAGUGUAAACAUAUUGAGUGCGCUUAAUUUCCACUAUGUACCAGACCAGACGGGAUAAAUUCAACUAAACAUGUCUAAAUUCAAUAUACUUACACCAA